UCGCGGUGAGUGAGAAGAGGGAAAACAUUAGCCCGGGUCUUUCCAUCAGAUAAACAAUGAUUGAGUUGAUUUGUUUUCUUUUUUAAUUGUUCUUCUAAUUGCCUGUGAUUUACUUUGAUUCUUUUUAAUUAUGUUUCAAGAUUCGGUUACUAAACAUCCGUUGAAGAAACGAGUCUUUUACCUCGAUGUGAAAAGUCACCAGAAUAGAAACAGAUUGAAAUCUUAUUUGACCAAAUUAGGAGGGUUGGUCAGUGAAUUUCUUGAUUCAAAAGAGGUGAGAUAUCUGAUUACUGAUCGACAAUCGAAAGAUUUGGUAAGAGAAAAAAUUCCAAAUGGUCAAGAUGGACCAACUCAAGGAAUUACACCAAGUAAAAAGGUUAACGAUUUAUUGCCUCGGGGUAAACAAUUCGCACUUGCUGCUCAACCUCCUCCUAGUAGUAAUACAACAAAUGAACAUAAUAUCGAUGUUAUCGAACUUGCUAAUCGUCGUGGUAUCAAAAUAUUGUCAGCACAAACUUUUAUAGAAUUUUGUCUGGGUUAUAUUAAUGAGAAAGAUAAAUUACCUUCUCGUCAGUCAUCAAGCUCAACAAAGACUAUUACUUAUUUUAAGGGAAAUUUUAUUAAAGUUGAAGAAAUGGAAGAAAAAUAUAAACCUUCUGCAAAAAUAUUCACAGAAUGGCCUCAAAUAUAUGUAAACACUGAUCCAUUUGUGUGUCCAUUCAUCCCACCUUCAAAAGUGAAAAGAACCUCAUCAAUUGGUGAUAUAAAUAAUGCAAGAAAUAAUAACAAUAAUCCAACAACAAAUGAAACUGGUGGAUUAGCCAAUUUAUCUAGUAAAAUGCCUCCAACACCCGAACUGCGUGGUGAUACACCGAAACCAAGUACAAAUCAACGGAUUAAUGAUCUCAGAAUAAAUAAUGGACCAGUUCGGAAACCAGAUACUUUGCAAUAUUGUGAGAUAUGUGGAAUAACAUUUAUAAACAUGAAUGAGCAUAUCGCUUCUAAUACACAUCAAAGUCAUCUUAAACAAGAAGAUAAUUUUAAAGAUUUAUUCAAUGUGAUGAAGUCUCUACCAAAGUGGAUUGAGGAUGAUGAAGAAAUUCAAAAUGUUCCAAGUGACAAUAGCAUUUGUGAUUCAUCUUAUCCUGUUUAUCCAUCUCUAACACCACCCACAUCAUCAAAACUAAUCACACUCACCCCUGGAUCGACAACCGUUAAAGCAAUCGGGAAUAAGACAAGUGUUAAAGCCUUUUUAUCUUUGCAUGAUCUUUACAACAACAACAACAACAACAAAAUCAAUUCUAGUUUAAAGGUAAACUAUCAAAAUGAUGGAUCUGUAACAUCAGCAAUGAGAAAAAAGAUCAGCAUCCUGGGAAACAGCAACAAUAAUAAUAACGCCAACAACAUUGCCGCCAAUGUGAAUGUACAAAAUUCCCGAAAUAAUCACAGUUUCAAAAUCGCUAAUCUAAUCUACAAUAAUAACAACAAUAAUCACAAUAAUCAUAACAAUAAUCAUAAUAAUGAUACAAGUGAGAAACGUAAAAUAAUUGGAACCAAAUUAGUGGAUAAAUUUAAUUUUGAUCAAUUGUUCAGUGAUGAUGAAGAUGAAACUGGUGAUGAUAUGGUGGAAGCAUCUUGUUUCACUCCUCCACUUUUACCACCUUUACUAUACCCGGAACUGGAUAUUCCUGAAGAGAAUCUAAAAGAUCAAUCGAUUAAAGAUCAUUUUGAUGUGGAAAAUGGUAACUACACUGAUGCGGAAUAUGAUUUCGACGAGGAACUGUUCGCUUCUUUCGAGAAAGAUGUAUCUGUUGAGUUUUAGAAAAAGAAAAGCUAAGGUUUAAUCCAAUCAACGAUUAACUCUUCCAAUCAACUCAAUCAAACUGAAACAAUCAUAAAAUGUAACUAAUUAACAAGCUCUUUUUUCUCACUGGAUUAACGAUAAUCAUCAACACAAUCAACUUUUUCUUUGCCGAUUUAAUAAUAAUUCAUAUGUAUAAAAUUGUGAAAAAUCAAGUCUUUUUCAAUUCUUGACGAUAAAAAUGAGAAUUCAACUUAAAGUGAGUUCAGAAUUUAUUAUUUAUUACUUUA
Molecule: messenger RNA, 2091 nt
Organism: Panonychus citri (citrus red mite)
Lineage: Eukaryota; Metazoa; Arthropoda; Arachnida; Trombidiformes; Tetranychidae
Product: transcription factor mef2A-like
Exons: 4
Coding region: 131-1822 (563 amino acids)
Biological process (GO): positive regulation of nuclear cell cycle DNA replication; regulation of cell cycle phase transition
Cellular component (GO): nucleus; Dbf4-dependent protein kinase complex
Molecular function (GO): nucleic acid binding; protein serine/threonine kinase activator activity; zinc ion binding
Source: RefSeq, a predicted model, not a curated record